UGACAAUAUAAAUUGUUAAGUUUAUUCGCGUUUUGUCAAAUUUUAUAAAAUAUUAACGAAAUAUUUUAAUCUUCAGAGUCUAUUUUGUCAUAUUACUGCAUAAUAAACAUAUAAGAAUGUUUCAACAAAGUGGUUUUCAAGUGUUAUAAUAAUAUUUCUGUUCUGUACACGGCGCGGUAACAACCACGGUUCAAGUUGAUUGCAAAAUGGCGUCGGGCGUCCUACGGUAGAAUGCGUCAUAAAUAGAAUCAAAUCGUAUGUGUCUAUAAUGGCUAAAAAUAGAGGACUUACAGUGAACUAGUUGCAAGAUAUUGUAUUAAAAAUGUCAAACACAGUGAUAACUAAUUACACAGACCUCAAUGGACCAUCUACAAAGGCGGAUAGUUCUGUUGUUGUUAUUGUAAACAAGGAUGGAUCACUUUCUGUUGAUCAGAACUUGCUUGGAACUCUCAUGGGCAGUGAUGGUUCACAAGGAGCUGGUAUAAGUGUGGUAAGAGUUGGCCAUGAGGGUAGGCCUGAUGAUGCUACUGAUUCUGAAUCGGAUGAUGAUAAAGUGCCUCAUGUCACACUCUCUGUGGACAGUUAUUAUAAUGAGCCCAACAGUAUAAUAAAAUAUGACAGUGGUGCUGAAAUGCUACAGUCACUGAGAAUAGAAACAAGAGAAAAUAGUUUAGUGGGUUUCCAAAAUGAUCAUUGUUAUACCACACUCACCUCCCCUAGUCAAACAUUGCCACAACAAAGAAUUGAUAAUUUCAUGGGUUAUGAUGAACCACAAAUUGAAAUAAUAAAUACACCACCACCAAAACCUGUGCCGAGUACAAAGAAAAUUACUAUACUAGAACAGCAAAUUAUUCCUAAAGGUAAAAAGAUUUUAAUAAAUCCUUCUGAUGCUUCAGUAAUAUUAAAGGGCAGUGAUGUACUAAAUAAGCCAUUAACAGUCUUAUCAAAAUUGAAGCAUGUUAAUGAUCAAGGAAAAGCUACAGAUGUUAUCCGAAAGACUGAAGAAAGUAUUGAAUCAUCAUCAAUAAGUUCAUCUGGAGAUAGUAUUCCUGAUAGAGACUCCGACUCUGAUUAUAAAGAUGUCAGAGAUAGGGUAUCUUCUCAGAAAAUAAAAAGGAAUAAAUUGAAACCAAGAAUUCUCAAAAGUGUUAAUCCUACUAAGUCUGCUAAGGUAGAUCCAAAAUUAUCAUCUAGACUAAAGGCCAAUAAAACUCUACUAAGAAAAGAAAAUAAAGAAAAAACUCAGCAGAAAAAUGUCUUGGAAAAGAAACAACAUGAAAUUGAUAUUGAAAGUCUUAUUCCUACAUCUGAAAUAUCACUAUCUUCUUCUACAACUAAUGAUCUCAAUAAGAAUGUUUCCAAAGCUACUCCUAAAUUGCUUAAAAAAGAAAAGAAAACACCAGCUCAUGUUACAGCUUUAUUAAGUGAUAUGACAUCAUUGUUUUCAACACCAGAUGUAAUACGAAGAGUGUCAACAGAUGGUAAAUUUCCAGCAAAACCCACUGAUAAAGAGACUUUGCCUGGUGAUAGUAAAAAGAUAACUACUACUUCUAAUAAACCAGUAGAUAUAAUUGAAGGAAAAUUAGAUGCUAAAUCUGUUGACAAUGUAGAUAAAUCUAAGAUUACCAUGUCACACAGAACUUAUUCUAAACAAAAAGACAAGAUAAUAAAUCCUCCUGAAAAAGUUUCAAAGGGGUAUGAUUUAAUACCACAGCUAGAUGAUGCUAGUUUAGCACAAAUAUUGCAAGACACAACAACUAUUGCUAAUCCAGUGAAAAUUCAACCAAAUGUAACUACUACCACAAAUACUCUUAGUAGUCCUGGGUUGGCUGGGCCAUUGUCGCCAACAUUAGAUUUAUUAGGGGGUUUGCAGCCAGAGGAAGAAGGCCUAACUGAGGACUUGUUGAUGCAUGUUGCACAGUUGGUAGAAAGUUCAGAAAAUUUGCAAGAGGUUAUAGACAAACAAGUUUUAGGGAAAGUAGAUGGCAAUCCUAAAGGACCAGUACAAACACCAUUUCAACAGGCACACACAUCAACUACACCUUAUAUACAAACUGUCUCUAAAUCUGUGAAGAGUCCUGCAGUUCGUAAAGAUCCGAUUGAAAUUGUUAGAAAAGAUGGUCGUGUGAUUACUUUGCCACCUAUUGAGGCACCAGCUACUAGAUCAUCUAAACGAAAAAGUCAAAUAGAAACUACAGCCACUCCUGAUGGAUUGUCAACCUCUAUACCAGUUACACCAACUCCUGUGGCUACAACACCUGAACCGCAAGUGCAAGCUGUCUCUAAACAGUAUAUAAAUAAAAAGCUUUUAAAUAAGAAACAAGAACCGCCAACAACAACUCCAAUUGUUGAUAAAAUCUCAGCAGAAUCACAAGAAAGCUGGAAUUCAGAAGAUGAUCCUAACAGGUUAUGGUGCAUAUGUAGACAGCCACAUAAUAAUCGUUUUAUGAUAUGUUGUGAUGGUUGUGAAGAUUGGUUCCAUGGUAAAUGUGUUAAUAUAACAAAAACUAUGGGCCAACAAAUGGAAGAACAAGGUAUUGAAUGGAGAUGUCCUAAUUGUGUGAAAAAAUCGAAACCAUCAGCUAAAGCUGCCACCAAGGUUGUGAAAAAAACUGUUAAUGAAGGUACGGCAAUUCCACCGCCUGUCAUCAAGGAAUCUUUAUCUAAAACCAUUUGCAUAGUGUGCAAGAAAUCUGCCCGUGCUAGUAGUAUUUACUGUAGCGAUUCAUGCAUUCUAAAACAUGCACAGGACUCUCUGGCAACUCCGAGUAGUUCUAGUAAAACUGAGGGGCAACAAGGAAAAUUGCAGGAGAAACAAAAGGCGGACUCCAGGGUUAUAGUCUACGAACGUAAAACUGGAAGGAUAUUGGCUGGACCAAAUGCUCCUACAGCAGAAAAUUUAAAGGCCUGGUUGCAAAAGAAUCCCACAUUUGAAGUUGUACGCCCUGGAACUUUAAGUGCCAUUAAACCUAAUAUAUCCAAACGCAAGCUUUCCAAUGAACCACAUAAAAUACAGACUACUCUCAAUUUUGAGAAAAUCCCCCGAAAAAACGUUGAACAAUCGCAACCUGCUAAGAGUCAGCAGGUUGAAAAUAAAGAAAAAACACCUAAAAAUGUUACUCCAACAAGAGAAGAUUCAAAGAUUGUCUCUCAACCUAAAACGCCUGUGACUCCUCGACCACAAGCUUCUCAAUACACCGACACACCAAAACCAAGCACCUCUUUCGCCAAAACUACGCACGAGCCACGUAAAUUGGUUCGUGGAAGUUUAAAUAGAUCUCAAUCAACUCAGGAUAAGGUAUCUUCAGUUUCACCGUCCACAUCACGCAGAAAAGACGCUGGCGAUAAUAAACAUAAAAUGAAUUCUCCUGAACCAAUACGUGAGAAUGUGCGGAAAGCAUUGCAGGAGCAAAUGACAUCACGUAUGGCGGAACAUGACGGACCUAGAUUUAGUGAAGAAGAAAUACAACAGUUUGUGUAUGAUACUGAAGAUGAAUUGCAUGAACUAUUCAAAGAUGUGGGAAUGAAAUAUAAAGCCAAGUAUAGAUCUUUAAUGUUCAAUAUUAAAGAUCGCAAGAAUCUAUCCCUGUGGCAGAAAAUUUGUGACCGAGUUAUUACACCCAAAGAAUUGGUGAGACUGUCCCCUGAAGAAUUAGCAAGUCAGGAAUUAGCUGAAUGGAGAGAUCAAGAAGCUAAACAUCAACUGGAGUUGAUAAAGAAAUCAGAGUUAGAUCUUUUAGCAGCCAAUAAAACCUAUGUCUUAAAAACACAUAAAGGUGAAGAGGUAAUGGAAACUAAGGAAUCUGUAUCUACAGAACUUGACCCAAAUGUACCUGUGGAGGAUGUAGUGGCAGUUUUAAAUGAUAAAACUGUUGGUGAAGAUGUUCUAAAUGAAAUUUCUCAGGAACCAAAUACUGUCAAGAAGGAAAAAAAAUACGGAAGAAAAAAGGGAAGAGACGAUAAAAGCUCUAGUCAUACUAAAAAGAGCAAUCGAGAAUCUAAACGAGAUUCAGAAAAGAGAAAAUCUCAAACCCGUAAAAGAGCAUUGGAUGAAAAAAGCAAAGAGUCUCAUGACGACAGCAGGUCCACCCGUAGAUCGGAUAAAAGAAAGAGUAAAAGAACAAAAUCUGACUCGAAGGAUAGAUCAAAUAUUGAAACCAAAGAAAAAUCGGAUUCCGAAAGAUCGAGACAUAGAUCUCAGUCAAGAGCAAAAUCUAAGCAGCGAUCAAAAUCCCGAGAACAUUCAAGAUCAAAGUCAAAAGGCAGAGAUGAGGAAACAUCACGGUCACGAACUCGCUCGAGGCGGCGUUCGCCUUCUGUGAGCAGUAGAAGGAGACGUAGUUCUAGGUCUAAACGCUCGAACAGCAUUGAUGAAAAGUUCAAGCAACGUUCUAGAUCACAAGAAAAUACAUCUAGCAAAAAUAAAAACGAUUCUACUGACUCAGAUUCAGUUGAGCGGCCAAAGUCGGCAAUGUUAAAAGAGUCACAUCCUGAGUAUGAUCCACAUGAACCUAUGAUCACUUCUGCAUUUUCUGAUGAAGAUUUGAGAAAGUCAAGAGAAGAUGUUUUUGAAAACAGCUUCAAAAAUGACAUUGAUGAUUUUGGUGGUGAUUUUGACCCUACUAAAACAUUCUCCAUUGAUACAAAUAUUACAUUACCAACUGCAAAACAAUUGGGAAAACAAGACAGAAUAUCAGAGGCAGAAAGCGAUCAGGAGCCGAGCAGUACCUCAGCGAUUGUAUGGAAUGGCUGUAUUAAUAUGGUAGAUGUGGCUAGGUUUUAUGUAGCGGCGCACGAGGUUUCGGGAAGCGGUCAAGAUUUAGAAGAAGAUCUGAACACGGAAUUGGACAUCGUUGGAAGAAUAAAUCCAGAUACUGUUUGGGAUUAUAUCGGAAAAAUGAAGAGAGCUAGUAAUAAAGAUAUUGUUAUCUUAAAACUUCAGGCUGCAAAUGACGAGGAAAAAAUGCAAUAUAUUGCACUUUAUAGCUAUCUUAGUAGUCGCAAUAGGUUGGGUGUGGUGAAGGUGUCUAGUACGACAUCAGUAAAAGAUUUCUAUAUUGUUCCUUUACCUGCGAACACCACUUUACCGCCUGUAUUACUACCCCUUGAAGGGCCUGGACUUGGAGAAGCAAAAAUGCAUCUUCUCAUUGCAAUAGUGAUUCGGCAAAGAAAAAAGCGUCCGGCUACUCAUAUUCCUAAAGAUAUUGUUCCAGCAAAGUUAGUACGCGAGUCUCGUAAACGUUCCUACACGCCGCCGUUAGUAAGCAGGAGCACUUACACGCCUCCGACGUCACCGCGACGGCGUCCUCUCCCUCUACCAACAUACACUUCGCCAGCGCUCUCUACUUCAGUGAAGGACAAAAUAGCUGCAUCUUUGGCUUCGGCAGACGACGAAGAAGCUUACAGCCCGGGAUCGUCGAGUAGUGGCAGCAGUUCUCAAAUGCCAGUGCCUCCUCCUACUUCCAGCACACUGCGUUGUAAAAUGGAAGAACUUAAUAGGCAAAUUGAAGAACAGAAACAACAAAUACUUAAAAUGGCCCAAGCCGAUUCGUCAGUAGGGGAAGAUGAAGCAUAUUCCCCAUCCCGACCUAUGACUCCACCGCCAGCGACGGUAGUGCCCCUCGCUGAUAUAGCAUUGCCAUCAAAUCUACAAGAGAUACUUGCCACGAUCAAGCAGCGGGAGACAACAACUGCCGAUGUUGAUAUGCGUACUUUACCCUUACCAUAAUGAAUAUUUAAGUUAGUUAUACACACAUUAGGUAUAUUUAGACGUAAACUUCACGGAAGCAUUUUGUCGUUUAGACCUUAUUAUAUUGAUAGAUAUUGCUAGGUAUUUUUUUAUAUAUUCGAAUAAUUUUUGUUCGCGCUAUUUAUAUAUAUUAUCGUGAAGAUAUGCACUAUAAUAUAUGAUUUUCAAAAUAGAUUUAAUUCAGAGAUGAUAAACGAAAAUAUGUGAAGCGUACAUAUGAAUUAUGUAAACAAUUUAGUAGUGUGCAAUAGAUGGAUGUAUUAUACUAAUGCGCAAGUGUGCAACUAUAAUAUUUGAACAUAACAGUUGACUUCCCUUUUUGUAUAUACUUUUAUGUUUAGAGUAUGUUGUACAAAAAAUAGAAUAAUCAUUAGUGGUUUGAUUUACUAAAUAUUAGUGAAAAUUGGAAAUUAACUUUUCUCGUGAAAUAUGAAAUGUGACGGAUGAAAGAAAAAUGUUAAUAUAAAAUGAAAUAAAGACAUGUUCAAAAGAA
Achroia grisella is the source of this 6242-nucleotide messenger RNA. RefSeq names its product death-inducer obliterator 1 (gene pps). Gene Ontology annotation, biological process: DNA-templated transcription. The coding region runs from base 323 to 5728 and encodes 1801 amino acids. The transcript has 17 exons. Lineage: Eukaryota; Metazoa; Arthropoda; Insecta; Lepidoptera; Pyralidae. Gene Ontology annotation, molecular function: protein binding. Gene Ontology annotation, cellular component: nucleus. The record is from RefSeq and is a predicted model, not a curated record.